AGCAUAAUUCAAUACAUCGCCGGCCUAAACACUUUAAAGGCAACAAUAGAGUUAAGACAGAAAACACUUUUUCGUACUUCAAGUUACAUUUUUGUUACCCAAUUUUUAAAUUGUUGAUUAACAACCUUUUAAUUAUGGUAUUUCUAGUGAAUUAACCAAUUGUCAAUUCUGUCCAAUUAACAUUUUCACCUUUAAUUUUUAUUCUCAAAUCAAUUGUUCACCAUAAAUUCAUCGACAUCGACAUUGCUCUUUAUUUUUGUUUGCCUUUUGCUUGAUUCUUAACCCAAGUCAACCCAAGUGAACCCGAAGUCAACCUAAAUCAACUCAAAUCAACCUUUUAAAGUGACCUUUGUAAAAAUAAUUAAACAAACCUUGUUAACCUUUGAUACACUUUUCUUGCCAAUCCAAGUUUCAAUAUGAUCUUUGAAUGGUUCAAAAUUAACCCAAUUUAACCUGCCUUACCAUUUGACCAACUGGUGCUUUGUGAAUAUACAUUUCAAUUUUGGAUUAUUAACUUCACCGAUUUCAAAUCAAUUCAGCUCAAUUGAAACUUGUCGGAAUCCAGUUGCGAUACUCGAGAUUAAUCGGCGAAAUUGUUCAACAAUUGAAUAAAUGAUGGAUUCAAGUAACAGUGUUUACCAUUCACCAAUUGAUUCUAAUCAAAGUGACCCAAGAAACAAUUUAACUUUGGGUGAAACUGUUGUUUACCAGACAAGUGUACCCUGUGAGACUAGUGUAAUCAUUGAUCAACAACAACAGCAGCAGCAGCAACAACAACAACAGCAAAACCAACAACAAUCAAAUGAACACCAUUCCAAUCAUUCUCACCAUCAACAUGUAAACGACUCUGGGUCAGAAACUAAUGCCUACCUUUACACUGAAGUAGAUGAAGCCAGUCCAAGUGAAAUGAUUGACCAUUGGAGUUACAACAAUGGCUCCUCAGGUGAUCCCAAUUCAGAUGAAACCUUAACCUAUCAUCACACCUCCUCUCACCAUGUAACAACAACAAUAUACGGAUCCUCAUCAUCAGGUCAAGGGUCAAACAGUCCAACAACCCCUCCAGCCUCAAAUGGUAACCCAACCAGCAACCAUUCAAGUGAACCAACCGAUCAACAUCACCACCAUCACCACAUCAUGGAAGUAACCAAUGAAGAGAUUCGUAAAAUGAACGAAACUGGAAUCGGUGUAAUUCAAAGUUCAUCAUCAACUCAACCAAGUCGACUCGGACGAUCUUCAGUUUCCUCCAGCAUUUCAGGUUCCCUUGGAGGAAACUCUGGAAACAGCAUGAUAGAGCAAAGGAUAAGACGUCCAAUGAAUGCAUUCAUGGUUUGGGCAAAAGCAGAGCGCAAAAGGUUGGCCGAUGAAAACCCUGACCUUCACAAUGCCGAUCUAAGCAAAAUGCUCGGUAAAAGAUGGAGAGCGUUGACAUUACAGGAGAGACGUCCAUUUGUUGAGGAAGCUGAAAGAUUAAGGGUUCAACAUAUGCAAGAUUAUCCUAAUUAUAAGUACAGACCGCGACGCAGGAAGAACGGUAAACGUAAUGCCCGAGGUGGCUCCUCAGGUGGCCUUAAUGGCACUGGAAAUGGUGGCGGAAAUAACAGUGUCACUGGAGGUAAUAACAGUCCUCACAGUAGCAAUAGUAGUAGUAAUCCUUUGGUAAGCGGAGGUCGAUCUCCGUCUUCAACAGGAAACUGUAUGCCAAUGUCCAAUGACAACACUCCGGGUGGAGUGAUGAGGUUGUACAGUCCUUCUGGUUCACUUGCUGGUCUAACUGGUGACCAUCAUGUCACUACCCAUGGACACCUUUCUCACCUCUCUUCAUCCCAUCACCAUCAACCUGGUUCCUCUCACCACCACGGACAAGUUCACCAUCACCACCAGCAAAACCCACACUCCCAUCACCAUCAUCAACCCCAGCAACACCAUCACCACCUUUCCCAUCUCACUCAUCGUCCACACCAAUCGACCCUCGACACAAUGGACCAUUCCUCCUUGUCACCACCCUUGGACUAUUGUGGAGUUCAAACACCAGAUUCAUCGCCUCAUGGAAGCCCCUUCAGUUCAGGCCCACUAAGUGAAUCAAUGAUACGAUCGGGCAGUUCUUUGAUGGACCAAUAUCGUUCUGGUAACAUGGUGAACAUGGUGGUUGUCAGUUCAACCUGUGGCAAUGGGUCAGGUCUGGGUGAUGGUAUCAAUACAAUAACCACGACUGGAAACUCACUGGGCAACAGUGUUGUAACCCUUAACAGUAAUGGUGGACCUUUGUUAAUUAAUCACGGCCCAGGUCAACAUAGUCAUUCAUCCCAACAAACAAACCUUGGUCAACCAGGCCAAACCUAUCUUUCCGUUGACGGUUCAUCGCUCUCAAAAGAAAGUCCUCUGUCUGAUCUAGAAAACUCGGGAAGCAGCAAUGGAGGUGGCGGCGUUAAUGAUCCAGUCGGUUCAUUGCCAACACCGGAAAUGUCACCAGUUGAAAAUAAUGAUAAUAUGGAUGUUAUCAGUGGUAAUCAUUCAUCCAUGAAUCCAGCCUACUAUCAACAGAGUGUAAUCCAGGGUCAAGUAACAAGGAAUCGUAGUUCGCAUCAGCAACCCGCAACUGGUCAUCUCUAUCGUUUAAUGCAAAAUGGACUGAAAUUACCUGUUGAUCAAUCAGUUUACCAAAUGUCCAAUUCACUUCAAGAUCAACAACAACAACAACAGCAACAACAGCACUCAUCGUCAAACUCAGGUUCAUCAUCAAGCAAUAAUGAACAGUCCAAUAAUAAUCAACACUCACCUCAGCCAAUAACUCAAAUUAAACAGGAACCCGGUUUAAAUUCACCCGGUUUGGUCACAACAACAUCUUCAACACCAACAACAACAAAUGAUGGUUACACUAAUCAAUCAAAUGAGAAUCCUGUUAGUCAAUUGAUGUCACGUUUCAGUGAUGAUUCAUCGUUUUUAAGAAACGUUAAUCCCGUUUGCCCACCCUACAAGAAUCGAGUGAUUGUCAACCAUGGCGAUUCAUCUGUAAUCAAUUCUUCAUCCACUGGCGGUGAUGAGCAACAUUUUGAUUCAAUUUAUUCAACCGGAUCAACCCAAAAGGAUGCAAGGUAUGAUUAUCAGAUGGAUAUGAUUCAAGGAGAUAAUCAGUGGUCCUAUGAGCAUCACCACCACCACGAUCACCAACAACACCACCAACAGCAACAACAGCAAAAUUGUAUUUACACUUAUAAAUCCGAGCUUAAACCAUCCAUUGAUUCAAUAUAUCGUGAUCCUAGCGAGUCAACUGGCUAUAAUGAAAAUUAUUUAAGGGUCAAUGGAGAGGCUGAAUUUGAAAAUGGUUCAGGCUCAUGUUUGACUUCCAAUGUUAAUGGUGGACAGGGUAACAAUGGUGGAGUCAAUAGACAUCAAGAUGAUUAUAAUCAACGUCAAAUAAUAAUUCCAACCUCACAUCACCAACAGCAACACCAAACCAUCAUUAAGGCAAUUAACCAUCAUCACAAUAUACACCCACCUCACAUGCAUCCCCAUCAACAGCAACACCAGCAACAACAACAUGGUUCAGAGGUCAAUCCAAGCGGGUCAUCGGCUGAUCACAAUUUUAGUUCACAGUUGAUUCAAAAGUUAACUGAUUUUAACCGUCCAAUCACCGGCAGCUCAUCUUUAUGUGAUAAUGGAUCAGAAUUGAUUGCCGCUUUGGCUGAAACUCGACAAAUUAUUUCUUAAAACCUAAACAAUUUAACCAGAAAAAUAUUAAAAGGGAGCAAAAAAUAUCUAAAUAAAACUUAAACAAUGUAAUGGACAAAUUGGUGCCUUAGGGUUCAAUUGCGAUUACAACCUUUUUUUGCCAUAAACAUGUCCAGACGAGUUAAAUUUAUCCAUGUUGACCAUAAAUUGAACCAAAAUGCUGGGCCUGUUGAAAGUAAUGGCUAUGGACAGUUAGUGCCAAAAACCAAAUUUAAAUACAAAUAUUCCGAGCACAAAACAAUGUCCAAGCUCAACAUUUUUUUUCCUCUUCUUUAAUUUGGGUCAAUUUUUAUUUCAAAUCAAAGACAAAUUUUGAUUUACAUUCAUCAUCUUCAUCCUUCACCAGUUUUUCAUUUCAAUUUCAUUUAUAUUAAAACAAAUAGAAAGCAUUGCUACAAGUAAAAAACAUGACAAUCAAGGUGAUUUUGGAACCACAUUUUUAAAGUUUAUCAACUAAUAGAUAUAAAUAUAUAAAUAUAUAAAUACAAAUAUAUUAUAAAGUUUUAUAUUAAAUAUAUAUUAAUUUGUCGUAUUUGGAUGACGAGUUCCUCACCAUUGACUGUGCCAGUUGUUGUCCAAAGUUGAUUGAUUUGCAACUUUAAACAUUCCUGUUCAUUAUUUUUGCAAAUUAAUUGACCAAACAAAGCAUAUUAAAAACACUUUCAUCAAUUCACCAGCAAACCAUCGACAUCAUUGAGACAAAAAAUGAGCAACUAAAUGAUCAUCGAAAUUGCCUUUUGUAUCAUCAAAUCAUUGUGACCAAUGGACUGGAUUGGCAAAGUAAAUUGAUUAGCCAAGGAAUGAAAUGGAGACUUUGAUUCAUCUAAACAUGGCUUCUCAUCUUGCUCAUCAUGAACAACCAUUAAUUAAUUAAAACAAAACAUAAUCCCAUUUCAAUCAAUCCAACAAACAUUACCAGCAAUCAUGACAAACAUUUCAAUUUUAUUUCUUGACAUUUUUUUUCUUCUCUCCUACGAUUCCCAAUUUUCCCAACCAAAUCAUCAAUAUUAAUUGUUAUCCUUUCCUUAUCCUUUUAACCAUGUUUUUUUGUCGUCAUCAUCAUCGUAAAUUCACAAUGUUGAAUCCAAUGGAAGCAAAUUAUCCCAAAAUCCAAUGAAUAUAUACCUCACCAUGACACUUUGUAGAGGCUAAUUGUAUGUCUCCGGAAAAUCAACAUUUUUGCUUUGAGAUUAUUUCUGUGAACGAAAGGGAAACCGAUUUAUAAAGAUUUAUAAAAUGUAUAAAUAUUAUUAUUAUCAUUAUUAUUAUUAAUAAUAUUAUUAUUUCAAAUUCAUUAUCCUUGAUAAUUGUAAUUGUAAAAAUUGGACUCUUGGAUAAGAAUGGCGAGGAUUUUACCUUAAGCGCAAUUAUACUUUUUAAUCGGAGCUCAUUUGCAAGACUCUUUCACUCUUCUUUGUUUUAAUGUUAUUCAUAACAAUUAUAUUCUUAUAUGAAAAACAUUGUUCUUGCAAGUGAUCAUGAUUAUCAAUUGGAUGGUGGCAAUUUGAUCAAUCAAGCAAUAUAAAAACUGGAAACAUUGGACACCAAUAUGACAGACGACUCAUUUGUUUGCAAGAAAACUUGAAUGGAUUUCUAGUUUCCGCAGCUAUACACGUUUUUUUUGUUAUUUCAAUUGUACUGACAAUAUAUAAUUGCAAUAUAUAAGAGGAAAUUUUUAUACCAACUGUUCAUUUAUAUAUAUAUAAUAUAAAUUCCUCUUGAACUUGUUUCAUUUCCUUUCAUU
Messenger RNA from Tetranychus urticae (two-spotted spider mite), 5473 nucleotides. RefSeq lists its product as uncharacterized. Gene Ontology annotation, cellular component: nucleus. Gene Ontology annotation, molecular function: DNA-binding transcription factor activity, RNA polymerase II-specific; RNA polymerase II cis-regulatory region sequence-specific DNA binding. Gene Ontology annotation, biological process: regulation of transcription by RNA polymerase II. NCBI's taxonomy places the organism in Eukaryota, Metazoa, Arthropoda, Arachnida, Trombidiformes, Tetranychidae. The record is from RefSeq and is a predicted model, not a curated record.